Messenger RNA from Knipowitschia caucasica, 828 nucleotides. NCBI's taxonomy places the organism in Eukaryota, Metazoa, Chordata, Actinopteri, Gobiiformes, Gobiidae. The record is from the annotation of a GenBank genome assembly.
AUGUCUCACUCUUACAUGACCCUUGUGUGUGUCCAGUUCCAGGAGCUCCAGCAGGACCGUGAGAGCCUCCUGACCUCCAACCGCAGCCUGGCAGAGGUCAGCCUGCUGCAGAGGCCGCGGCUCCACACGGGCAGAGGCCGGCUUCACCACAAAUACCAAGAAAUGUCCAACCUGGCAACCUCCUGCUGCGACAAACAGAGCAAGCUGGAGGCUCGUGGGCACAGAGGCAGUGUACAGGGCGCUCGCCUCCUGCUGCAGGAGGAGGUGGCACAUGCAGAGGAGCAGUCUGAGGAGCUGCUGCAGACCUUCAUGGAGGGACACCUGUCUCUGGACGUCUUCCUCGACUCCUUCCAGCAGCAGCGACGCAUCUACCACGUGAGGCGUGCACAGGCAGAGAAGCUGCAGGAGCUGUCUGACACCUCCCAGACCGCCCCCAAUGCGAGCUCCAAACCUCACAGCCCCACAGACCUGCCAGACCCCGCCCCUGCACAGGACUCUGACCCCCCCAGACCCAACGGCUUCCUGCCCCAGGGCCCACUCCGAGUCUUUCAGGUCCGCUACGGUCUGACUCCUGCCAUCCUGGUGCCGCACUGUCCGCUCUCCCCCAGCGCUAACGGGUCAUGUGGCCUGCCCCCCCCUAACCCCCCCUCUGCAGCAGGAGCAGGUGCGGUGCAGGGGUCCGCAGUGCAGGGGCCCUCAGUGCAGGGGCCCCCCAUGGGACUGCGCCUUAUCGGACAGCUGCCUGGAGGCUGGGCGAGCGGGCGGCCGGUCAGAGUGCAGCAGCUGUACCGACCGAACCCCGCCCACACCGAGCCCCCCUGUCGAUAA